CUUUUAUUUUAUUUUAUAAACAUGCCUUCUGAUCACGCCGUCAAAGUUGUCUACAAGGGUGCCGACAGUAACGAAUUCUUUGUCAUUGCUAAUGCUGAUAUGGUCACCAAGUGGAAGAGCGACAAGACUGUGCCUCUCGUCGAUGUUGUUCAAUCUUUUGAUGUCUUUACUACCACCAACAAGAGUAACACAGGUGAAUACAUUAGUCCUUCCAAGGGUCUUUUAGAAAGCACUUUUAACACCACCAAUGUUGAUGAUAUUGUCAAGAAGAUCCUUUCUGAAGGUGAAGACAAGGGUCUUUAAAUUUCUCUUUCUCUUUUUUUUUGUCUCUUCUAUUGUGUACAUAAUAAACCAAUGUAUUUUAUAAACCAAAA
Molecule: messenger RNA, 374 nt
Organism: Gilbertella persicaria
Lineage: Eukaryota; Fungi; Mucoromycota; Mucoromycetes; Mucorales; Choanephoraceae
Product: ribosome maturation protein
Exons: 1
Coding region: 22-303 (93 amino acids)
Source: RefSeq, a predicted model, not a curated record